Molecule: messenger RNA, 1617 nt
Organism: Closterium sp. NIES-65
Lineage: Eukaryota; Viridiplantae; Streptophyta; Zygnematophyceae; Desmidiales; Closteriaceae
Source: the annotation of a GenBank genome assembly
AUGACCAUCGACACGCCGCCAAGGGCCGCGCGCAGCACCAUCGCAAGCGGCUCCAGCCAUCAGAAGCGACACGCCGCCGGCACUCCCAAUGCAGACCGCAGCACGCCCGCGUCCGUAAAGAGGUCGCUCAAGCUCUCCACCCCGCGCCGCACUCCCUCCCAGGCGGACCGCUUCAUCCCCAACCGCGGCGCCAUGGACCUGGACAUGGCUCGCUUCAACAUGGCGCGUGACGUCACCACCAGCAGCGGCGCCAGGGAGAACGGCGCGUCGCACGAAGUCACCUCGCCCAACGCGGCGCAGUACCGGAAGCAGCUGGCGGAGAAUCUCCUCCGCGACAGCCCUUCCGCCAACACCACCCCCUGCGCCCGCCCCCGCGGCGCCAAGAUCCUCUCCUUCAAGCCCGCGGGCUCUCCUUCCUCCGACUCCUCCGACUUCCCCGCCCGCGGGGCGCUCUUCUCCCCCGCCGCUUCCGCCAGCGCGAGCUGCGGGAAGCGCAAGGCGUUCCGGUACGUGCCGCAGGCGGCGGAGCGCAUUCUGGACGCGCCGGAGCUGGUGGACGACUACUACCUCAACCUGCUCGACUGGAGCUCCUCCAACGUCGUCGCACUCGCGCUCGGCGCGUCUGUUUACCUCUGGGACGCCGCCACCGGCGCCAUUGAAGAGCUUCUGCACGUGGGCGGCGAGGGCGCGGACGAGGGCGCGGGCAGCGCGGAGUACGUGAGCAGCGUGGCGUGGGCGGCGGACGGGAAGCACCUGGCGGUGGGGCUGAGCUCCGCGGAGGUGCAGGUGUGGGACAGCCAGCGCCUCAAGCAGGUGCGCGCGCUCAAGGGCCACGCGGGGCGCGUCGGCGCCAUGGACUGGAACGGCGCGACGCUCUCGACGGGCGGGCGCGACGGCGCGAUCCUCAACCACGACGUGCGCAUGCGGCACCACGUGACGUCGCGCCUCGCAGGGCACGAGCUGGAGGUGUGCGGCCUCAAGUGGUCGCCGUCUGGCCGCCAGCUGGCGAGCGGCGGAAACGACAACCUGCUGCACAUCUGGGACGCCUCCGCCAUGGCCUCCGCCUCCGCCGCCUCCGCCUUCUCCGCGUCGUCCGGGUCCUCCGCUCGCCUGGCCAACGGCAACGCGCCGUGGCUGCACCGCCUGGACCUCCACCAGGCCGCCGUGAAGGCGCUCGCGUGGUGCCCCUUCCAAGCCAACCUCCUCGCCUCGGGCGGAGGCUCGGCGGACCGAACCAUCAAGUUCUGGAACACCCAGACGGGCGCGUGCGUGCGCAGCGUGGACACGGAAUCACAGGUAUGCGCGCUGCAGUGGUCGCAGCACGACAAGGAGCUGCUGUCGUCGCAUGGGUACAGCCGCAACCAGCUGUGCCUGUGGCACUACCCCACCAUGGGCAAGCUCGCUGAGCUCUCCGGCCACUCCGCGCGCGUGCUGCACCUUGCGCAGAGCCCUGACGGCGCCACCGUCGCCUCCGCUGCCGCGGACGAGACGCUGCGCUUCUGGAAGGCAUUCGGCGGCCCCAAGGGCGAGCAGGCCGGCAAGGCGGGCAGCAGGGCUGGCAGUGGGAGUGGCAGCCUUGAGCGUGGGUUCAGCAGCCGCAGCAUGAGCCUCAGGUAA